AUGCACAUCUGCUGCUCGCCACCAAGCUUCGGGCGCGGGAGCGCCCAGGUAAAAACUAUACAUGGAAGCGAUAGGGGUGGCGACACCAUAAGCCCCUGGAAUAUAAGUGCUAGCCGCAAGGGGUCAGGUACCACUCAGCGUAUAUGCAACAGCAUCGAGUGUACAGGUGUAUCUCGAGUGUCCCUAAAGGAAACCAGUACGGUCGCCCCUGGAAUUAAGACUAUGACAUGGGUCAUACAGAUGUAUAUAAGAUAG
This is a messenger RNA of Blumeria graminis f. sp. triticale, 255 nucleotides long. NCBI's taxonomy places the organism in Eukaryota, Fungi, Ascomycota, Leotiomycetes, Helotiales, Erysiphaceae. The record is from the annotation of a GenBank genome assembly.